ACUCGUAGAAGCGGAUCGAGUCGGUGGCCUUGUGUCCAAGAGUUUGGUGUUGAUGUCACUUCAGAACUGAUAUUUGUCAAACCUUUGCAAAACGAACCAGAAAUCCGCGUGGCUGUCAGUACUGCAAUAGUGUCGAUGUUACCAGUGAUUGGUGUUGUGGUCUUGCAAAUCCUGAAUCAUUCAUUGUCCAAGUCUCUUGUGAUUGAAAGUCUCUCCGACGCUCCUUUCUUGUGCCCUGGGGCAGCAGGGUUGGGAUGCCUCAAGACCCUAAUUGUUAGUCCCGCACUCGACCCCCCACGUUAAUUUUCUACUGUUCUACUUGGCUAUAUUGUGUGCGCACGGUGUCCAUGCUGAGUGAAAUAUUGGCCUUUGACUUCUCUUCGUUUGGGUGACGAUUGGCUCACAAUUCUAGAAUUGGCCGAGCAACGACGAUCUCGUUUGCCAACAUGGAUUGACAGGAGUGUGGAACACCGGAAGGCCGAGCAUGCCUUCCGGUCGUCGGGGUCGCCUGACUACGACCCAAGACAUUCAACUCGUCUGUGAGCGGGAAGAAGACGUGACCACGCCCCUUCUUUCGUCUCUUUGUCCGAGGACACGUAACAUCCUCGGUACUAGCAGCCCCAGCGGCCGCCACAACUACUAUCCCAAAUACGUCAGCCACAGCAACCGGGUCAAUAGUAAUCGCACGAAGCAGUUCCGCCCGAGGACGGAUCCCAGAAGCCCGGAUUUGGCGUGUGCCCAGCCUCGACCAAUAUCUCCAAGCAAAGUGGUUGGGCCGCUCGAUUUGAGUACGCUGACGUCCGAGGACUCUCCCAAAGGUCGUCGGCGACGAAGAAGACGACCCUCGAACCCGAGUGGCCUGCUUUGCUGGCCUGACUACCAGAGUUGAUAUGUCCGAAGAUUCGGACUCGCAGACUGAGGAGGAGCGCCCGAUUUUCCGUCCUUUUACCCGAGAGUCCUUGGCUCAAAUUGAGGCCCGAAUUCAAGAGGAAAACGAAAAGAAAAGAGAAUUGGAGAAGAAGCGAGCUGAGGGAGAGGUUCGCUACGAUGACGACGAUGACGAUGAUGGGCCAAUCCCCGACCCAGCUCUUGAAGGCGGAAUGCCUGUCCCCAUCCGGUUGGCCGCAGAAUUUCCACCCGAGCUCGUGGCCACGCCCAUCGAAGACAUUGAUCCUUACUACGCUGACAAAAAGACUUUCAUCGUUAUUAGCAAAGGCAAGGACAUCUUUCGCUUCUCGGGAGAAGAUGCCGUAUGGGCCCUCUCGCCUUUCAGCCCGGUUCGACGAGUGGCCAUCCACAUCCUGGUCCACCCGCUCUUCUCCCUCAUUAUCAUUACUACCAUUCUCUUAAACUGUUUCAUGAUGAUCAUGCCCUCAAGUGCGAAGAUCGAGUCAUCAGAGGUGAUUUUUACCGCCAUCUACACGUUCGAGUCUGCCACCAAGGUCAUGGGAAGGGGAUUCAUUCUUGAGCCGUUCACCUACCUCCGGGAUGCUUGGAAUUGGUUGGAUUUCAUCGUCAUCACUCUCGCAUAUAUCACCAUGGGUAUCGACCUCGGAAACCUGGCUGCCUUACGUACCUUUCGGGUUCUCAGGGCCCUCAAAACUGUGGCCAUCAUUCCAGGCCUGAAAACCAUCGUUGGAGCUGUCAUCGAAUCUGUGAAAAAUCUUCGCGAUGUGAUCAUUUUGACAGUGUUCGCUCUCUCCGUGUUCGCCCUACUCGGCCUUCAGAUCUACAUGGGGGUUUUGACUCAGAAGUGUAUCCAAAAUUUUCCCGAGGAACUCAUCGAGAAGUAUUUGUACCAAUCCAAUACGUCCAUGGAUCAAUUCCACGAAGCCUGGGCCCAAUUCAACGAGAACUCCAGUAACUGGUUCUGGUUAGAAGGGGCCGCCCAUCCUGUCCUGUGCGGUAACGCCACCGGAGCUGGAACGUGUCCUGAUAACUAUACCUGCUAUCAGGGAUUUGGCCGCAAUCCUAACUACGGCUACACCAGCUUCGACACAUUCGCCUGGUCGUUUCUGUCGGCCUUUCGAUUGAUGACUCAAGACGUGUGGGAGGAUCUCUACCAGAGCGUGCUCAGAACGGCCGGAUCGUGGCACAUCAUUUUCUUCUUGGUCAUCAUCUUCCUCGGCUCGUUCUAUCUGGUCAAUCUGAUCUUGGCCAUCGUGGCCAUGAGUUACGACGAACUCCAGAAGAAAGCCGAAGAAGAAGAGGAAGCUGCUUUGGCGGAAGAAGAAGCUCUCAGGGAAGCUGAGGAGGCUGCGGCUAUGGAGGAACAGAAAUUCGUUCAAGGAGACGAGGGCUUGGAUGUGGUGGAUGAGGCUGACGAGGACGAAAUCAAGAUGUCUCCCCCAGACAACCGCUCGGAACAGAGCUAUGAAUUGUUCGUGAAGCAUCCUCCUGAUCCUGGCGAGACCAAAGAUCAGCUGAGUGUCUUUUCUGAAGAGCCUGAUGACGACAACAUCUCUGACUCGGAUUACGAAGCCAACAAUGGCCGGACCAAUUCUCGGCUUCGACAUCGACGGGCCAGCUACAGUCUCCCCAAUUCUCCGUUCAUUGGCCACUCUCACCUUCACGGGCACACAUACAUGAAUGCAGGGCCAUACCCUCUCCCACCCCCGUCCACGGCCAGCUGUCGUCGGAAGAACAUGUGUUCACGGCACUCCUCCUCGAGCUGCUCCAAGGCCUCGUCGCCGCAUCAAAUGUCUUGGCGCUCUAGUUGCGGGCCAGGGACCCGCAAGCCACCCCCUCUUAGUGACGCAGCACUCUCGUCCUAUUUUGAAAUCAGUCUUCCCUACGUAGACGACAGUGAUGCCCUCACUGAGUCCACCAGUGAAGUGUCCUUACCCCAAUAUUGGCGUCCCCCCAAGGGUGGAACCGGGGCCGGGGGCGGGCCCCCGGCGGGCAGCCUCAGUCGUAAAAAUUCAUACUGUUCACACGGAUCUCGGUGGUCCUACUCCUCUCAUGCCUUAGAUCACCCUCCUAAUCACAAUCAACAUCAUCACCCUCCUUCUCAUCCUCAUCCGCCUCCUCCUCCUCAUCAUUCACACCAUGUUCUCCAUGAUCCUCUGUCCGCGGCUUCUUCUUAUCGCCACAUAUACCGUUCAGCCUCGCGCUCCGGUUGGUGUACGGCGGAUGUGGAGGACGAGGAUGAGGACGAUCGAUUAGGGGGUGAACGCCCUUAUCCGCCCACUUCGGAUGAUAACCUCAACACUUCGUCCUAUCCGCCCGAUUACCUCGAGGUGGAGGGACGAACAACCUCUGAUACAGUUGCCAACGGGCAUCUCGACGACGAUCACGAGGAUGACCACGAGGACGACCUUUUGAGUAAUGGUGGAUUCAAAUCCAAGCUGGGCCUCUCUCCCUCCAUUGGAGAGGCAAGUUACACCAGUCAGAGAAGUUUCCGGAAGCCGUCCAAUCACAGCAAUCCAUUUCUGGAUCCAAGUCAAAGACAGUCAGUUGUCGACAUGAAAGAUGUCAUGGUCCUGAACGAUAUCAUAAAUCAAGCUGCUUCGCGUGGAGGUUCUCAAGACACCCGACGGACUUCGAGGAAGAUCAGCAUGUUCUUGACAUCCGACGUCGAGGAUGAGGGUCCAAAUUUCAAGGAGAGGCUGGUCGCUGCCGCCUACAAGUUCAUAGACAUAUUCUGUGUUUGGGAUUGCUGCAAUGCAUACAUCAGAUUAGCCGAGUUCCUCUCGUUCAUCAUCUUUGAUCCGUUCAUUGAUUUGUUCAUCACCCUCUGCAUCUUGGUGAAUACGCUUUUCAUGGCUUUGGAUCAACACGACAUGGACCCCAGCCUCAAUGAAACAUUAAAACAAGGAAACUACUUUUUCACGGCCACCUUUGCCAUUGAGGCCGUCAUCAAGUUGCUGGCCAUGAGUCCCAAAUACUACUUCCAAGAGGGUUGGAACAUCUUUGAUUUUAUCAUUGUGGCCUUGUCCUUGAUUGAGUUGGGAUUGGCCAGUAUAUCUGGCUUGUCAGUCCUCCGAUCCUUCCGUUUGCUCCGCGUCUUCAAGCUCGCAAAAUCUUGGCCUACCCUCAACUUGCUGAUCUCUAUUAUGGGCAAGACCGUGGGCGCUUUGGGCAAUCUUACGUUGGUUUUGGGAAUCAUCAUCUUCAUCUUCGCCGUCAUGGGCAUGCAACUCUUUGGGAAAAGCUAUGAAGAUAAUAUCGAUCGAUUCCGAACGAAGGAAAUGCCUCGAUGGAACUUUGUGGAUUUCAUGCACAGUUUCAUGAUUGUUUUCCGUGUGCUCUGUGGGGAAUGGAUUGAAUCCAUGUGGGACUGCAUGUGGGUUGCCUCGAAAGUCUGCGUGCCAUUCUUCUUGGCUACGGUCGUGAUCGGAAAUCUGGUGGUGUUGAACCUCUUUCUGGCUUUACUCUUGUCGAGCUUUGGAGCGUCGAAUUUGUCCUCUGCGGGCGCUGUGGACGAUGAUACCAACAAAUUGUCAGAGGCCUUCAACCGAAUGGGUCGAUUCCGACGUUGGGUCACUCGUGGUAUCUUGAGGGGACUGGUUUACGUCAGAGAUAAAAUCAUUCAGUGCUGUCGGAACCAGAUCAACUCCAGGCGAAUUGUCCCGACCAAGCCUAAUGAUCCCCACCAAGAUUGGGACUCAAACCUUCACGCUGGCUGGGAUUCGAACGACAUCAACGAGGAUGCUUCUGUUACAGAUGGCCUCAUGAGAAAAAUGGAGGACGAGCAGAGAUUGGAUGAUGACCAAGCCAUGACACAAUUUGACGUCAAAAUAGGCGUUGGCAUGGACAUUGCCAUUCACGGAGAAAACGGUGAUGUUGGCAACGAGGAUUGGCGAACCGCUCUGCACAAUCACAAAAGGAGUGUUUCCACCCGAAACGGAGGCUUCAUGGCUCCGUCCCACGACUUUGAGCUCAUUCCCUUUGAUGAGCUCAGCCUGUCCUCUUAUGGGAGUCACAAGAAUCGCACCUUUAAUGUGGGCAGUCACAAAGGCUCCCUGCAUUCGUUUAACGGAGCCAUGGAGAAUGGAUUGAUGACGAAAUCCGCUGCUCCAGUGCGGAGCGUCAUGAUCGAUGAUGAGCAUAUCGAGACCAAAUCCAUUAGUGACAUGGAUGACCCGGCUGAUGCUCAGGCCAGGAUCGAGGCCGAAAUUCUCGAAGCCACCACUCAAGAGCUCAUGAUGCAAGAAUACCCAGCCGAGUGCUGUCCCGACAAAUGCUACAUUCGAUUCCCAUUCUUGGCCGGUGACCACGAUUCCCCGUUCUGGCAAGGCUGGGGAGCACUCAGGAUCAAGACCUUCCGUCUCAUUGAGAACAAAUACUUUGAAACCGCUGUGAUCACCAUGAUUCUUGUCAGUAGUUUAGCCUUGGCUCUUGAGGAUGUCCAUUUGAAGAACCGUCCUGUCCUUCAAGAUGUACUCUAUUAUAUGGACCGAAUUUUCACCGUCAUCUUCUUCCUGGAAAUGUGCGUCAAGUGGCUGGCCCUUGGGUUCGUGAAAUACUUUACCAACGCGUGGUGUUGGCUGGACUUUGUCAUUGUCAUGGUAUCGUUAAUCAACUUCACAGCCUCCUUACUAGGAGCUGGAGGCAUUCAGGCCUUUAAGACCAUGCGAACCUUGAGGGCCUUGCGCCCCCUCAGAGCCAUGUCCAGGAUGCAAGGGAUGAGGGUUGUGGUCAACGCUCUGGUACAAGCUAUACCUAGUAUCUUCAACGUGCUCAUGGUUUGUCUCAUCUUCUGGCUGAUCUUUGCCAUCAUGGGUGUCCAAAUGUUUGCCGGAAAGUACUACAAGUGCAUUGAUUUACUGACUGGGCUCCGAGUGAGUGCUGAGAUCGUGCCCAACUCAGAGGCGUGCCUCUCUGAAAAUAACACGGCUUGGGUGAAUAGUCGCAUCACAUUCGAUCAUGUGGGCCACGCCUACAUAGCACUCUUUCAAGUGGCCACUUUCAAAGGGUGGAUUCCGAUCAUGAAUGAUGCCAUUGACUCCCGAGAUCUUGGACAACAACCUAUUCGAGAGGUCAACAUUUACAUGUACCUCUACUUCGUGUUUUUCAUCAUCUUGGGAUCCUUUUUCACACUCAAUCUAUUCAUUGGAGUCAUCAUCGACAACUUCAACGAACAAAAGAAAAAGGCAGGAGGCUCCUUGGAAAUGUUCAUGACGGAUGAUCAGAAAAAAUAUUAUGCAGCCAUGAAGAAGAUGGGGAACAAGAAACCAGUCAAGGCUAUUCCAAGACCAAGGUGGAAGCCCCAGGCCAUUGUUUUUGGGAUUGUGACCAACAAAAAGUUCGACAUGAUUAUCAUGCUGUUCAUUGCCCUGAAUAUGCUGACCAUGACCUUGGAUCAUUAUGGUCAAUCUGAGAUGUGGAGUUUCGCCUUGGAUAAUCUGAACAUGGGGUUCAUUGUGAUAUUCACCAGCGAGUGUGUGCUCAAAAUCUUUGCUCUUCGUCAAUACUACUUCAAAGAGCCCUGGAAUGUCUUUGACUUUGUGGUUGUGAUACUUUCUAUCUUAGGCAUUGUCCUCAGUGAUCUGAUUGAAAAGUACUUUGUGUCGCCUACCUUGCUGCGUGUGGUUCGAGUUGCCAAGAUUGGACGCGUUCUUCGUUUGGUCAAGGGAGCACGGGGGAUUCGAACUCUCCUAUUUGCCUUGGCCAUGUCCAUUCCGGCCCUCUUUAACAUCUGUCUCUUGCUCUUCUUAGUCAUGUUCAUCUUCGCCAUUUUCGGCAUGUCUUUCUUCAUGAACGUCAAGCAAAGAGGGACCCUAGACAGCGUGUACAACUUUGAAACCUUUGGUCAGAGUAUGAUCCUUUUGUUUCAAAUGUCGACGUCAGCCGGAUGGGACGGGGUACUGAAUGGACUCAUGAAUGAAGAAGACUGUCAGAAGGACAAUCCAGAAACUGGUGUGGCGGGCAAUUGCGGCAACAGUGGUAUGGCCAUCGGCUUCCUCCUCUGUUAUCUGGUUAUCAGUUUCUUGAUCAUUAUCAACAUGUACAUCGCUGUGAUUUUGGAAAACUACUCUCAAGCCACGGAAGAUGUUCAAGAGGGGCUCACAGGAGACGACUACGACAUGUACUACGAGAUUUGGCAACAAUUCGACCCGGACGGCACCCAGUACUUGAAGUACAACGCGCUCUCGGAUUUCUUGGACGUUUUAGAGCCUCCCUUGCAGAUCCAUAAACCUAACAAAUAUAAGAUUAUCAGUAUGGACAUUCCCAUCUGCAAGGGGGAUCUUUGCUACUGCGUGGACGUCCUAGAUGCGUUAACCAAGGACUUCUUUGCCCGAAAGGGUAACCCUGUGGAAGAAACAGCCGAGCUAGGGGAAGUGACCGCUCACACUGACCGACCUGGCUACGAACCCAUUUCUUCUACCCUUUGGCGCCAACGAGAAGACUAUUGUGCCCGACUAAUCCAACAUGCUUGGAAACGACGUGGUGCCCCGGAGGAAGAGGACGAGAGCCCUUUCAAUUACAAUCCAAGAGAUGACACGGAGGAGAGUGAUGAAAGUGAAGAAGAUGAGGCCAUUCCACCACAUAUUCCGCCCGAAAGACGACCCCUCACCUCAAAUUCAACUCGACGCCGCAACAAUACAUCAAGACUCUCGCAACCUUCCGUGGAAGCGGUAGAUGUAGUAGUUCAUUCUCGGUCUUCAUCCGUUUCUUCAACAACUACUACGGGAGGAAACAGAUUGUUUGAUGUCUAAUGUCAAAAAAGUGCUUGGACGAUGAAACUAACCGGCAGUUUCUACUGCAAUGGCUUCGCCGGCUCCCUCCUCAUUUAAAAACUUUGUUCUGUUCUGUUAAAAGAUUCUGAAUUACUUCCCUGUGAUUUGAGACUAAUGCCUCUCAGUGCCAUGAAUUCUUCGCUUCUUGAGAAAGAAUGAAUGCCUGGAGAAGAUCGAAAAGGAAAACAAAAAAACAAAAAACAAAGAAGAGCACAAGAAUGUACGUGUAUGAAUAAUAACACAUGGAAGUUGUUUUAAAAAAAAACAAACCUACAUUUGAUCAACUGUAUGAUUGCCAGCCAAUGGAGACAUCAACCUUAACAUAUGCCCCUCCAAAAAUCACCGUACUAACGUUAAAUGCCAUUUCAAUAUUCCGGAAUUUGACUCUGUCAUUCAUUCCCCAUUCAAACUCCGAAAUAUGCUGUCAUUACUCAUUCUAUAAUCAUUUGAAUGCUUAUCAGCGUCAUUAUUACUUCAAUUCUUCUUAAGAUUAUUUUUAUUGUCGUUAUCAUUACAAACAUCGCCAUAAUAAUAGUAGUGUUUUUUUCAUUUACAUCAACAUCCAAUUGGAUAAAAAUGCACAGUAAUAUGAUUCUUCUUGUAAGUGGUCCUUCAUCUCAUAAUUCAGGACUAAACGAUUUGGAAACAAAGACUGGCAAAUUCUCACAUGCUAAGAAAGAAACCAACAACUCCCUCCCGGUCUUAAGUUGUCGACUUUGAAGCACAAAUUGUCGAUAAAGCAUAAACAUACAGCGAUUUUAUAUACUAUCACUAACCAUACAUCUUGAUCCUCAACUUCUGUGUUUUAAAGAAAAGACACACAUUUCAUGAGAACAAAUAUAUCUAAAAAGAAAACCUAAAAUUCAUUGUAGACGCUAACCUCUACUCUAUAACCAAUGACAAUUAAGUGAUCUUUCAAGAAAUCAACAACUACUCCUUGCCUCGGUGGUCCCGUGGAGACCCCGUGGCACUUUAAUACUAGGUCAAUUAUUUCGAACUCCCACCCCAUUUACAAACCUGUCAAUUUUUAUCUAAUCCUUCUGAUAUCUCCAUUGAAUAUAAUAAACACUGCGUAACAUCAUGAAACGAA
Tigriopus californicus is the source of this 8772-nucleotide messenger RNA. RefSeq names its product sodium channel protein para-like (gene para). The transcript is spliced from 27 exons. NCBI's taxonomy places the organism in Eukaryota, Metazoa, Arthropoda, Copepoda, Harpacticoida, Harpacticidae. Gene Ontology annotation, cellular component: voltage-gated sodium channel complex; plasma membrane. Gene Ontology annotation, biological process: sodium ion transmembrane transport; membrane depolarization during action potential; neuronal action potential. Gene Ontology annotation, molecular function: voltage-gated sodium channel activity. The record is from RefSeq and is a predicted model, not a curated record. The coding region runs from base 891 to 7661 and encodes 2256 amino acids.